CGUACCGGUGGGCUGGUGCGGUGCGUAGAGUUGAGCUUGCUUUAGUUUGGGUAGCGAGCUGGAGUUGUGCUUAAUCCAGUUUAUGUGGUACUGGCGCUCUGUGGCUAAAUACUGGUAUUUAUUUCCUCACCUUUCCUACAAAUUGCUUGGGGGACGCUCCAGAGCCGUGCUUGCCCACCUGCUGCCUCCUAGCACUGCUGCUUCAGGGCCAGGCUUGUCCUCUUUGCAUCUCCUCAGUCGCAGCGAACUGCUGAGGUGUGAACUGCUUAUAGACUUUUGCAGUAGAACAGAUAAACAAGGAUACUUCAACCCUUUUAGUGCAGUGCACUGUCACAGAUCCAGCCAUGCCUGCGGAAAGGAAAAGUGAUAUGGAGAGGAUUGGCCUCUUCAGUGAAAUAGGUUAUAUUACCAUUGGAGAUAAAUAUGUAUCACAUCAUAUGCGCCCUUUUAAUGAAGCUGCGAGCAAGAACAGACAGAUGUUACCUGGGGGGACCAAAACACUGUCAGCUCUGCAGGCAGGUUAUUUUGAGCCUCAGUUUGUGAGGAUUUUCAAUGGUGAAGCCUACUCAAACCCUGUUCAGCUAAGGAGACGCUAUAGAUUGGCAGAAUCAAAGAAAAAUUUGGGCAAAGCUUUUCUUCCCAGUAAUGGAGACAAAUUGCCAUGUGGACGUGGCAGCUAUUAUGGAACCAUAGGAGGUUCGUAUGCAUACUUCAGUCCACAGCUGAAAGCCAGAGGAAGAUACAUUCCUCCUGGAAGGAAUUUUUAUACUAAUCCAGGAAAGAAAGGAACUGGAUAUGGUUAUGCAAACCUUACCAUAGGUGAACAAUAUUUGCAUGAAGCUGAUGGGUAUGAAGCAGAAAGAAUAAAUGCAAAGAAAGUGCAAGAGGAACAUAAACGGUUGGUUAAAGGAGGGCCUUUCAAGCUAAAUCUGUAUCCCCAGGAGUAUUUUGACAUUAAUCCCUAUUUGAAUGACAAACCUUUGCCACCUGUGAAGAAACCACCUUCAGAGAAGCCACCUGAACCACCUUUCAAACCAAGUUCUCCUGCUAAAAAGUCAGGGGGCAUGAAAGGAGGCACAUUUGAUCCUUACCCAAGCCAUUCCACUGACCCUUAUGAAAUUAAAAAAUCUGAUGCUGUCACAACUAAUAAAGGACGACAGAUUUUUCGUCCUCCUGCUGGACCAAAAAGCAGACCUGUUAGAAGCAUAAUAACUCUAAAUGUCACAAGAUCAUUAAAUGUAAAGAACUACAAGACUGCACAGCUGACAUCUUAUUAAAAUCAUAGUUUUUAAAAGAAAUUCCAGACUGGAUCUCACAUUUCCUGUCAUCAGUGAAAAGAAAACUAAACCCAAGAAUUGUUGGUCAGGUCUUCCAGCAUGUGCUGAAGCAUAAAAUCCCUUACCUUGAGAUCAAUAAGACUCAACAAUAUUUUAAAAUAUUAAUUUAUACACGAAUUUUGAUGAUUUCUCUAUCCAAAGACCUAUAACAGAAUUCCUUCUUUCUUUGUUUAUACAUUCUGUUAGAUAAUGGUACUGGUGCUGACCUUGGGUACCUUAAUGUCAUCUUUGUAGAGAGUAUCAGGAGCCUUUGCCAUGUUGUUCACUUCUGAAGUCUGCAGACACAGCAUUCCUAGGUAGAUUGAACUGCACUGUACUUCUAAACUGCUUCCUCCUAACUGCUGUUCUGAUGUAGUAGAGCUGAUGAAGACUGCUCUGAAGUUUUUCUUUAAGUCAUUCUGUCUCUUUUUCCAAGUCUUCCUCUUCUAUUUUAUUCUGUAUUUCAAUAAUCUUUUCAUUCAUUAAGAAGAUGGAAAUACUGAAAGCUGAUUAAAAUGUAGGGAGCUUAAUUAAAAAAAAAUCAAUCUGGCUUAGUAAUGUUAGUGUAUGUGGACUAGCCUCAUGUGGUCAUCGUGUGGAAGCCAAUAUUUUCAACUGAUUAAGUCCCCACCAGAAAAUGGUGGUCCCAAGGAGCUGACACCCAGUUCUAGCUAGGGCCUCAGUAUGCUUUUGAUUACAAGUGAUAAUUGUGUCCCUUGGCUUCUUGGCAGUACCUUUGACUGUGAUGGUGGAAUUUAGAACUUUCUUGAAUUUCCUUACCCAGUUAUCUAAGGUAAGGAGGACAUUGGACAUCACUUACAUUGUUUUUAUAGUAACAGCUUCCCUACAUCCUUAUGGUAUAGAUAUAGCCAGUCACAUUUAUAACUGAUUCUGACCAGAAUCUAAUAGUUACAAUCUGAAGCAACUUCAUGCUUAUGCAAGCGUUAAACACCUGAC
Molecule: messenger RNA, 2273 nt
Organism: Athene cunicularia (burrowing owl)
Lineage: Eukaryota; Metazoa; Chordata; Aves; Strigiformes; Strigidae
Gene: CFAP96
Product: chromosome 4 C4orf47 homolog
Exons: 9
Coding region: 345-1277 (310 amino acids)
Cellular component (GO): centrosome
Source: RefSeq, a predicted model, not a curated record